CCACUUCUCCAAAACUGAAACGAACAAAAUUACCUAUAUUGAUCUCUUUCUCUUAUUCAGAUUUGAACCACAGAAAUGGUUACCACACAUCAAUAUUAUUGGAUGAAAAGGUUAUCGAUAAACCCACAAGCUCUUCUUCUUCUUCUGUUCUUCUGCUUCUUCUUCAUUCACCACUGUGACGCCUCGAGAGCCUUGUCACCAUCAAGCGUUUUCUACAUAAACCCUAAUAAUGAUCACAAGAAAAAGACUAUGAGGAGAGACCAUUUCUUAGGGUUCUUUCCAAGACACUUCCCUGUUCCAGCUUCUGGUCCUUCACGAAAACACAACGACAUUGGUCUACAAGCCUUGUUGUCUCCAUGAUCAUAUGCUUACUCACUCUCUCUCUGUCUCUCUAGUAAACUUUAUAUAAUGUAAUUUGAUGCAUGAACUUAUACACAAAACAAGAGUAGAAAACCAUUCAUUGCUCUCUGAUGUUUGCUUUGACAUGUUCACUAUUCAGAUGUUUGACCUCUUUUUAAUUGUUUCUUGAUCUUUUGGUUAUUUUUGGGGUUGCAUAUAUGUAAAACUUCUUUAGAUUAGAAGUAAAAUACUGUACUGGCCAGGUUGGGAGUUUGUUACUUUACUCUUUUUUUUUUUCUUUUGUAUUAUAUGUAAUUAAAGCUUACGAGAUGAGAUGAUGCAACAUUCCGUUUC
Molecule: messenger RNA, 693 nt
Organism: Raphanus sativus (radish)
Lineage: Eukaryota; Viridiplantae; Streptophyta; Magnoliopsida; Brassicales; Brassicaceae
Product: protein IDA-LIKE 4-like
Exons: 1
Coding region: 76-360 (94 amino acids)
Biological process (GO): floral organ abscission
Source: RefSeq, a predicted model, not a curated record